This is a messenger RNA of Ostrinia nubilalis (European corn borer), 611 nucleotides long. RefSeq names its product putative SERF-like protein. The coding region runs from base 231 to 428 and encodes 65 amino acids. The record is from RefSeq and is a predicted model, not a curated record. Lineage: Eukaryota; Metazoa; Arthropoda; Insecta; Lepidoptera; Crambidae. The transcript has 3 exons.
CUUUGGUUGGUUGUAUUGGCAUCAUUUUGUUUGUGGUUGUGUGGCCAGCUGGCUAGUGGCUUUUACUCAGAGCCAGCUAUUCUUUUAGUUGUCUUCAAAGUUUCUUUCAUAUUGAUAAAAAGCAGGGCGGUGCGUUGUCCUAGGUUUCGACCGGACUAGCGUAUCGUCCGGACUUUUUAUUGUAAGAAAGAAGACUCAAGUUUCUUGAUUAUAGAAGAAUUCGUUCCAAGAUGACUCGCGGUAACCAGAGAGAUUUGGCUCGCGCUAAAAACCAGAAAAAACAGCAGGAAAUGCAGAAAAAGAAGAAUGCCAGUGAGAAGACUGGUAUGUCUCUUCAAGAGCGGAAACAUAGAGAUGCUGAACUAAUGAGAGAAAAACAACGAAGAAAGGAGGAGCAAGGUGAAAACCAAAAACAAGCUGUAAAUUAAAUGGUCAUUAUAAAAAAAACUUGACUGCUCCAUAUUAUGAACACUUAACUUUUGAGCUUUUUUGCUGAGAGCUGAAAUUGUUCAUGUGAUACAUAAGCAAUCAUUUAAUUUACAUUUACAUGUUUAUACAGAAUUUGAGUUUGAAUUAAAGCCUAAUUGAAUUAUAUAAUUAUCCAAUAACAA